CAGAACCAACGCUAUUAAUUCACCAUAUACAAUGGAGUCCGCCGAUCGCCCGUGACACCUCAGAAAUGUGGCGAGCACUGCAACGAAGUCCUGCAACCACCCCAGGAUUAUAUGCAUUCCGUUUUCCUCUUCGUCCACUACCCCACCUCGAUGUGCCAGCGGAUACCUUCGGGUCCGGAGAUACCGUGUACGGAAGCCCAUCUAUGGAGUGGAUGGCUCCUCUCUAGUCCAUCCUCAUGGUGGCCCACAUGGGCACCGGGCGUUACACCUGGCUCUGGUAGGGUCCCGCAUUGGAAUCCAGGCACCUGGCCACCAGUACCACGGGCCACUGAGGUUCCCAUCCAACUCUCCCCAUGGCUUGCUCCAAACCCCAUAGAUCCCAAUGUUCCCCAGAUAGAAUGGGAUCUGGGUACGCAUCCCGCAACAGCCCGAUGGUUCACUGGUGCGCAUGUUAUUCUUCCCCCGGACUCGGCAGGGGGUGGGAGCAUGAGCGCUGGAAUAGGCCAAGAACCAGCGACCUCGCCUGCAUCUGACAAGCUUUUUGUGCUAUGUGAUGUUAGCUCGAUAAACCGAUUCUGGGGCCCAAUCGUCAUCGAACGACCGGGCGGAAGAGUCACGAUCAGUGACCUUCUAGAAGGUAUCUACAUCUUCUUCCAGAUGCACCUUUCACGUGCAGAAGUGGACUAUAUCUCCUCUCUCGGGCCAGAAUAUUAUCGUUUACCACUAGCUGCUUAUCAGAGGAGGGUGGCACAAAGAGGAGUACCAAGAGAUCGGGAUGGGAGGGAUGGGAUAAGGAGGGUGGAUUGUCUUGGGGAUGGAAGGCGGUGGUGGGGUGCCUGGGUAACACAUAACCCGAAUGGCACAUGGCAGUUAAAUCUGGAACUUAGCUUAAACCGCGAUAGUAUAAGGGUCACUAGACCAUCACGCACUUAAAGCAAUGAUAUUAAAAAAAAAAAAUCUGGGACUCGUGA
Pisolithus orientalis is the source of this 971-nucleotide messenger RNA. RefSeq lists its product as uncharacterized. The transcript is spliced from 2 exons. NCBI's taxonomy places the organism in Eukaryota, Fungi, Basidiomycota, Agaricomycetes, Boletales, Pisolithaceae. Bases 112 to 933 code for a protein of 273 amino acids. The record is from RefSeq and is a predicted model, not a curated record.